UCUAUUAUUCCAAGGCAAAACUAUCGUAACUCAAAUCCCACCUCUAUGCAUGUUAUUUGGAGAGACCCAAAAUCAAUAUUAAAAAAUAACCAAAGGAAAAGACGAUCUAUGAAGCUCACACCUCUGUAUAUGUUGACUCGUUUCCGAAACUUUCUCUCGCAAGCUUGACGGUAACGAUGAAGCUUCUGCAGCGUUCAUCGAUAUGCGCAAAGCGCGUCGUGGUCGACGCAAGGCACCACAUGCUAGGCCGUCUUGCUUCGAUCAUCGCCAAGGAGCUGCUCAACAGACAGAGAGUCGUUGUCGUCAGAUGCGAGGAGAUAUGCCUGUCAGGUGGAUUGGUUCGACAGAAGAUGAAGAACAUGAGGUUUCUCUGGAAACACAUGAACACUAAACCUUCUCACGGUCCCAUUGACUUCAGGGCUCCCUGUAAGAUCUUCUGGCGUACCGUUCGUGGGAUGAUUCCACACAAGACCAAGCGUGGAGCACUCGAAGCUGCUGCUUUUGGACAUUCCACUGGAGCUGCUGCUUUUGCACGCUUGAAGGUCUUUGAAGGAGUCCCACCACCUUACAACAAGGUCAAGAGAAUGGUUAUUCCUGAUGCUCUCAAGGUUUUUGAGACUCCAGGCUGAUCACAAGUACUGCUUGUUGGGCCGUCUGUCUUUUGAGGUUGGCUGAAACCAUUACGAUACCAUUAAGAUAGAAUCAGAAUUGGCAUCAAUUACAUGGGGUCAUUAGUGAACGAUACCAUUGAGCUCAGAUCCCAGCUCGAUGUUCUUGCACCCAUCAAGUACUGAGAAUUAGCAUCUAUUAUUUGGUUUAAUACUUGCUUUGGUGCUCGUCUCGGUUCUACCUUUUGAAUUUUGUUUGUGCUUUUGGUAGCUUGUAAAUUU
This is a messenger RNA of Raphanus sativus (radish), 890 nucleotides long. RefSeq names its product 60S ribosomal protein L13a-2-like. Gene Ontology annotation, cellular component: ribosome; cytosolic large ribosomal subunit. Bases 177 to 629 code for a protein of 150 amino acids. Gene Ontology annotation, biological process: negative regulation of translation; translation. The transcript is spliced from 3 exons. The record is from RefSeq and is a predicted model, not a curated record. Lineage: Eukaryota; Viridiplantae; Streptophyta; Magnoliopsida; Brassicales; Brassicaceae. Gene Ontology annotation, molecular function: mRNA binding; structural constituent of ribosome.